This is a messenger RNA of Coccomyxa subellipsoidea C-169, 801 nucleotides long. RefSeq lists its product as hypothetical. The transcript has 4 exons. NCBI's taxonomy places the organism in Eukaryota, Viridiplantae, Chlorophyta, Trebouxiophyceae, Coccomyxaceae. The record is from RefSeq and is a predicted model, not a curated record. The coding region runs from base 1 to 801 and encodes 266 amino acids.
AUGCCUCCGAGGAAAAGAAAGACAGUAGAGAAGCAGCCCACUCUGGAGGAACUUACAGAUCAACCCGUCAAGGUUGUGACGUCGACCAAAACAGAGCAUGCCACGACGUCGAAAAAGCAGAAAACGACGGGUGGUACUGAUGCGAAGCAGCAGGAAUCCAAGAAUGACCUUUUCUUGAAGCGACGUGCCAAGAAAACUGGCGUGGCAGAAAAUCCUGCCCCAAAGACGCAGCACGAAGCUGAGCCCCAAAAGGACAAGGCGAUCGGAUCUGAAGCUGGCAUUUGGAUAAACAGGGCUCCCACUCUCACCCUGUGGGUGUCCAUCGUUGCGCGACAGCAAGGAUUCAGCAAGGAAGCAGGCCUUACUUUUGGCAAGACCAUAGCGGGCAUUCUGGCCCACAGCAAGGGCCGGUCGAUUGGGAUAUACGAAGACCAUGACAAGAGCGAGGCAGAGGUGCAGGAGAAGAAGGAGAAAGAGGAGGCCAUGGGGGUGGAGAGGGCUGACAUCAAGACUUUGAAGGAUCAGGACGGGAACGAUGUGCGCGCUCUCGACAGCGAUGAUCAGGCAGUGGACCCCAGCAAAGUGCAGAGUUACCUGACUAGAGCGUUUGGGACCAGGCUGCCCGAUGCUGAGCGGGCCCUCACAGCACUGGCGGAGUCAUACAGUGAUGCUGAUGAGCUGGCAAAGGAGGCGUACAACCUGUACUCAGAAUUCAGGCCCCAGAUCCAGACAGGGCAGUCAGGAUGGGGCCAAAAGGGACUCUUGGACCUGCAGCACAUUAAGCAGCUGCACAAGAAGUAG